Molecule: messenger RNA, 3102 nt
Organism: Toxoplasma gondii ME49
Lineage: Eukaryota; Apicomplexa; Conoidasida; Eucoccidiorida; Sarcocystidae
Product: BT1 family protein
Exons: 1
Coding region: 430-2247 (605 amino acids)
Source: RefSeq, a predicted model, not a curated record
AAUUAAUCGACGGUCGUUUGUGGGGAAACCUGAAGACUGCUAUACGGGCGAAAGUGUAUAUGGUCAACGUUAUUUUUGCUGUUGUAUGCCUCAUCGCGCGUCAUGUGUUGCCAGGGUGUGAAUACGUGUGAUCUGUACUAUUUGCGAGAUUCUCGUUCACGCGAUGAGCGACCAUUUUUACGCUGCAUUAUAUACCAACUCAACCUCACGUAAAUGACACAAUUCUGUACACUGAUGACACUGGGAUUUCGGAGAGCCCUUCUCUGAUAUAUAGAAAACUCAUGCAGCAGAUCACAUUCUUCAGCGCUGAAGAACGUGGAUGUGUAGGCUGAAAAACUUGUUCCGUGGAGGAAACGUUUUCUGGCACAUGAAGGCCUCUCGGUUUCGACUGUUCCGGACGAAAUUUUCCUUCGAAUCAGGCACUCCAUCAUGUCGGCUUGUGGUGCACUGAGAUGCAUCUUGUCGGUGGUGUGGUACAUGCGCUGCUUGCCUUUGCUGACAGCGUUGAAUCCUCUGCAUCUUUGUUCGUUCCUAUCGCGGGUCAUUCAACAUGGAGGAGGCAAGUUCUUCGUUUUGCUCAUUAGCGUAUACAUGCUAGUUCGAGGGGCUGUAGGAGGAAUGGCGCAGGCCGCGUUGCUUCCCUACUUCAGAGAGCGGAGCUAUGAUGCUAUUGCAUACCAGCGUGUAGAUGCGAUAGCAAACAUUCCGUUUUGUCUGAAAGGGCUCAUGGGUUCUCUUAGCGAUGCACUGCCUCUCGGCGGGUAUCGAAAGAAGUACUACAUGGUAUUAGCAGCGCUGGCAGGUGUACUGGGAGUAUGUCUCUUUUCGUUUGUGUCGGACACGUUCAGCACGAGACAUAUCUGGCUUGCUACUGUCUCCAUCUUCCUCAUCUUUUUUGAAAUAGCCACUUGCGAGCUCAUGUGCGCCGGCAUGUAUAGCGAGCUCAUGUCAACUAACUCUACAGUCAAAUCUGAUUUUGUCACGUUCGCCUUCUUCAACUACACAGUCGGCAACCUCUUUGGCCGCGGCAUUUCCGGCGUUAUCACUGACGCGGCCAGUGCCCAGACUGUGUAUCGCGUGGCCUUGCCUUUGGCUGCACAGGUGCUAAUUCCUCUGACACUCAACUUCAUGCCAGAAAAACGUGGACCCUUUUGCGUGGCGACAGAAAAGUUACUAGAGAGUCGAGGCAUGUUUCUCAUGGCCCUCAUGGUUGCCGCUGUUUCCGUGGGUCUAGCGAUCGUGAGUCUGACUUCGAUCGGGGGGUUGGCUUUUGGUUACUGCAUUUUCGGCUUUGGAUUCUUGUCGGUGCUUCUGUUCCGCACGUUACCACUGCGAAUGGCUAAGUGUAACAUGUAUCUGUUUUGCUGGGCUGUUGGAAAUAUCUCGAUAUCGGGGGCUCUGGAUUACUUCUUCACUGCCGCUCCUGCUUGUCUGCCGGACGGUCCCCACUUUGACUACAAAUACUACUCGACGUACACAACACUGCUUGGGGCACUUGCAACACUGUUGGCCUUGUGGGGUUUCCACAACUUUCUAGUCGAGUGGACCUACGUCCAGGUGGCUUGGGUGACAUCCGUUGUGAAGGCGCUGGCAGCUCUGUUUGAUUACAUCAUUGUGCGCCGACUGAAUGUGCUAGCAGGCAUUCCGGAUGCUGCGAUCUACUUCUUUGGGGAUGCAAUUGUCGUCAACCUUAUCCGUACCCUCCACAACGCGCCAGAAUACAUGUUGAUCGCCAAGCUCUGUCCCCGCGGCCUGGAGGUAACCGCUUACGCCAUUCUCGACGGCAUCAGCUACGCUGGAUACAACAUAGCAGCGCAAGUAGGGGCGUUAUUGACAAGCAGAGCUAAUGUGGCCACUACAGAGGCUGAAGGAUGCGACUUUUCAAAUCUCGGCAUGCUCGUUCUUGCAACACAAGUGGCUGUCCCCAUUUGCCUUGCACCUUUGGCGUCCAUCCUACUCCCUCGUGUCCCCAUUUCGGCAGACCUCCCUUCCGAGGAGACUCAGUCACCCGACAACCGAGAGCGCUCACCCACGGUCGACCGAAGAAGUACAGAAGAACUGGAUGAAGAUGAAACCCACGUGCUGCAUCAACGCGCGUGCAAUCGCGCUGCCGCUGAAUCUCAGGCGGAAGCUCGGAACAAAUGCACGAGUCUGUCAGCAGUCCAUCCGGCUAACUCUGUGCCAACAGAGGUUGACAAGCAACCGCUUCAGUCAACAGAAAAAACUUGUGAUACCUCCACUACAUAGGAAGUAAACUCGUUAUCACCGGCACUAAUUCUGCUACGUAUAGAUUGGUAGUGGUUGGUUCACCCUGUUAACUACAUCGGUGAUCUUGGCGUCAGUGCUUAUCUAUGCUAGCGUCACCUGGAGUUGAUAAUGCACCGGCGAUCUCACGAAUGUUUUGUUCGCAAUUCAUACAAUCUAGUCAGUGGAUGUGGUAUUACUUGGGCGUAUAUAGAAAAAAUGAUAUUUCAAAGCAUUAUAUGUAGUCAUAUUCCGCAUACAUCCUAUAUGGUAGAUGUAUCUUACUGCGGAGUGGUUCUUCGCUUAUUCUAAACCAACACUGUUAAAUUUCUCCAGCGUUUCAAGUGACAGGAGCAUUUGUGCCAGGGGUGUCUGUCUUUUGGUUCAUCCCGAAUGCUCUAUAGACGAAUGUGGAAAAAUUUGGACGGAGCGUGCAAUGAGGGCAUCCGACUAUCCAGCGGCACCGUACUUAGACGAGUUCUGCUCCUCGAGAAGAAAGGCUGGUCCGAAAUCCUCACUCGACACCUCUCAUCCUAACAGAACGUGGACAGGAAGCCAUUCUAUCUCGUGAAUGCAUUCAGAAAGCAGAAAUGUGUAUCCUGGGGGUCGGGAAUCACCCGCUGGUCGCACGAUGAUGACAGAUUUUCAGAAAUGUGACUCGUCAAAUGCCACACACGUGUGACUUUGAUUCAAAGUAGUUCCUCUCCCCACCUGAAUCUCCCACUAAGUUUGUAUCUCAUGCCAAACAAACCGUGGAACCGUACCAAAGUUGUGCGCGGGGGGGGGGGGCGUUGGAACCAGAUCCGGAUUAGAAACGCAGUUAUUCAGUGAGCCUGACAGGACAAACAGUAGCAGGAA